Molecule: messenger RNA, 1674 nt
Organism: Aureobasidium musti
Lineage: Eukaryota; Fungi; Ascomycota; Dothideomycetes; Dothideales; Saccotheciaceae
Source: the annotation of a GenBank genome assembly
AUGUCGCCCGAAAUUGUCCGAUCUGAGGGANNUAAGAGGUUCUCUAGCGUCGAGAUGGCUCCACUAGAGAAACAGAGCUCUGUUGAGGUUGGUGAAGUAUCGGAAAUUAGCGAGCAAGACAUCGGUGAGUAUAUCUGGUGGUACGCCAAACACAGUCACAAGACUAACAGGACCNNAGUUGCUGCCGAGAGCGAAUAUUCCGAGGAACAAUACAAGCACCUUCGAAGGAAGAUCGAUAGAUACUUGCUGCCGCUCAUGUGGUUAUGUUAUGGUAUCCAGCAAACCGAUAAGACCGCACUUGGCACACAAGCUGUAUUUGGUCUACGCGAAGACACCGGUCUUCAUGGUCAGCAGUAUAGCUGGCUGACAACCAUCUUNCUGUACGCUUUCAAACAUUCUUCGGAAGUGAGACUUGUCUCAUGUCUUACAGAUCUCGUCUAUAUGGUUUUUGAGUUCCCUAGCAACAUUCUCUUGCAACGUUACAAAAUGGGCAAAAUUUUGUCGUGCUACAUGAUUUGCUGGGGAGUCGUGGUGCUUUGCAUCGGAUUCGCUCAAAACUUCACGCACCUCAUCGUUCUCCGCGCACUGCAAGGCUUCUUCGAAUGUUGCAUCUCACCAGGAUUCAUAUUGGUCGUCGGUAGCUGGUACAAGACCAGAGAGCAUGCUUCGAGGUCUCUCGUCUUUCAAUCUGCCAACGCUGGCUUCGGCAUCAUUUCAAGCUUGGCCCUGUAUGGCAUUGGAAAGCAUGGCGCAAAGGAUCCAAAUUCCGAACCCUGGAGAUGGAUGAGCUACUUCCUCGGUGCCUUGACCAUUCUUGUUGGUUGCAUCUGCUUGUUCCUCCUCGGUACACCUUCCGAGGUUAAGUGGCUUACGCCGGAGGAAAAGCGCAUGGCAAAUGCACGCAUUGUCAGCAACAACACAGGACACGACCGCACUGGAGUCAAGAAGUGGCAGUGGAAGCAAGUCAGAGAGUGUCUGAUUGACCCUUGCUUCUGGUUCGCUGGUAUCAACGCCUUCCUUAGCAGCUUACCGAACGGUGGGCUCACAACAUUCAGCGCUAUCAUUAACACUUCUUUCGGCUUCACCAGCUUAGAGGUAAUCCUUCUGGAAAUCCCUCGUAGCACCUUUUCCGUGUUAUACUUCAUCGCAAUAGGUAUUGUCACGAGUAAACGCUCUGGUCUGCGUCUGUACUUCAUGAUCUUCUCUACUAUCCCACCUUUUGUCGGCUUCCUUGGAAUGGCUUUGAUCCCAAAUGAGCCCUCUAACAAGUGGACGAAAUGGGGCAUGUACUUCAUGACAGUGCCCUACGUAAUUUCGCUCUUCCUUGCCUGGUCACUGAUCCCUUCAAACACGGCUGGCCGCACCAAACGUACUUUCACCUCUUCGUUCACGUUUGUUGGUUACUGUGUCGGCAAUAUGGCCGGGUCUCAGAUCUUUAAAGCCAAAGAUGCGCCUUACUACAUUCCUGGUGUGGUGGGCUGUGCUGUCUGCUUCGGACUUGAAUUUGCGGUGCUCGUGGCCUGGAGAGUUGUGUUAGUGCUUAGAAACCGGCGGUUGGACAGAGCCAUCGCGAACGAUGGGUUGAGUGAGGAGGAAAGAGCGUUGAGGGCGAAGAAGAUGGGAGAAGAGGACAAGACGGAUUUCGAGAACCCCUACUUCCGUUACACACUAUAA